AUGACGACCGACUCCCCCGCUCCGGCCGCCGCGGCCCCGGCUGCUGUGGCAGAGAAACAGCUGGCUGCUGAGAUAGCCUCGCUCGAAAUAGCGGAGGACCCUUCCUCUGACCAGCAGGAGCAGAAGCAGGAGCAGAAGCAGGAGCAGAAGCAGGAGCAGAAGCAGGAGCAGAACAAGGAGGAGCAAAUGCAGGUUCCCCCGCACCGCUCCCAUGAUCCCAAAAAUAACCAGAAGCGUAGCGACCCAUUCCAGUUCGGGUCGCGCUACCUAACUGAAGAGGACGACGUGUUCGAGUUCAACGCGUGGGAUCACGUCGAGACGGACGAUGCGUACAAGGCAUACGCUGAACAGCAGUACGCUAUGCAGCGGGCGGCGCCCGUGUCAGAGUUUGAUAAGCACCGUUUCAAUUCGGAUCCAGCCAAGUGGUGGAACCGGUUCUACCAGAACAACACAUCCCACUUCUUUAAGGAUCGCAAGUGGUUGCAGCAGGAGUUCCCGGUUUUGGAGCAGGUGACGCGGGAAGACGCCGGGCCGAAGGUGAUCCUCGAAAUAGGCGCCGGGGCUGGCAACACCGCGUUCCCCAUCCUGGCUAAGAAUAAGAACCCGCAGUUGAAGCUUCAUGCCUGCGACUUCUCCAAAAAGGCGGUUGAGGUGAUGCGUAACCACGAGUCCUAUAACCCGGAGCUCAUGCAGGCCGACGUCUGGGACGUGGCUGGCGAGGAGUUGCCCCCCGGCCUUGAGGAGAACUCGGUGGACGUGGCCAUCAUGAUCUUCAUCUUCUCCGCCCUCUCUCCCAAACAGUGGAAGAAGGCUGUCGAGAAUGUGUAUCGCGUGCUCAAGCCCGGCGGCGAGGUAUGCUUCCGCGACUAUGGAAGAGGAGACCUCGCCCAGGUGCGGUUUAGGAAAGGCAGAUACCUCGAGGAGAACUUCUACAUUCGCGGCGACGGCACACGCGUCUACUUCUUUGAGAAGGAAGAGCUGGCUGAUAUCUGGACCGGUAAGAAGUUCGCUAAGGAGAAUGGCGACGCAGACGAAAAGGAAGGUGUGCCGUUUAGUUUCGAGAUUGAGAACUUGGCCGUCGACCAUCGCCUGCUCGUCAACCGCGCCAAGAAGCUCAAGAUGUACCGGUGCUGGAUACAGGGCAAGUUUAGAAAGCCAGCUACACAAAAUACACAAUAG
Messenger RNA from Thermochaetoides thermophila DSM 1495, 1179 nucleotides. RefSeq lists its product as uncharacterized. Gene Ontology annotation, molecular function: tRNA (cytidine-N3)-methyltransferase activity. The coding region runs from base 1 to 1179 and encodes 392 amino acids. NCBI's taxonomy places the organism in Eukaryota, Fungi, Ascomycota, Sordariomycetes, Sordariales, Chaetomiaceae. The transcript is spliced from 2 exons. The record is from RefSeq and is a predicted model, not a curated record.